Molecule: messenger RNA, 2745 nt
Organism: Aspergillus clavatus NRRL 1
Lineage: Eukaryota; Fungi; Ascomycota; Eurotiomycetes; Eurotiales; Aspergillaceae
Product: cullin family protein
Exons: 3
Coding region: 1-2745 (914 amino acids)
Biological process (GO): ubiquitin-dependent protein catabolic process; DNA damage response; protein ubiquitination
Cellular component (GO): Cul4-RING E3 ubiquitin ligase complex
Molecular function (GO): ubiquitin protein ligase binding
Source: RefSeq, a predicted model, not a curated record
AUGCAGAACCCGAGAGUAGCCCCCGACCAGAGGAGCGGCAAACGCAAGUCGACCAGCAAGAGAAAGCUUCCUGAUCAAGGGGAAGCGUCUCUUCAAUCUCAAGCUUCGCAGCCGCAGCAGCAGCAACCACAGCAGACGACAAUCUCCGAGCUCCUCUCCAGGAACCAUACCCACGGCAAAGCCCAUCCCCACCAGUCUCCUUCAUCCAACAAGCGUCCUCGAUUGUCGCCUUCAGUAUCGGAUUUCCGCCCUCUAGAAUCAGCACCGGAGCUUCAUCCGCCGAAUAAGAUGUACAACUUCUCGAAUUCCGGGCAGAACGCAAGCGGGACGUUUUCGCACUCGGCUCCCGCUCUUUCCAGCAGAACUGCCUCCCACCCUCUCAAUGCGCCGUCGCGUCAGAGUAACUUCACGCCUCAUACCGGUGCGAAACGGCUUGUGGUGAAGAACCUUCGAACAGGCUCGCGGUUGAAUCAGGAUUCAUACUUUGAUAAGGUCUGGACACAGCUGGAUGCGGCACUGACUGCCGUGUUCAACGGCGGGAAUCCGGAUGUUUCGUUGGAGGAACUCUACAAGGGAGCAGAGAAUGUCUGUCGCCAGGGGAGAGCUGCAGUUCUUACACAACGUUUGCAGGACCGAUGCCGAGCACAUGUGUCUGGGCGCUUGCGUGAUGACCUGUUGACGAAGGCUUCGGGUGGAAAUAACGUCGAUACUCUACGGGCUGUUGUUGGCGCAUGGAGCACAUGGCAGAAAAAGCUGGUCACUGUUCGCUGGAUUUUCUACUAUCUUGAUCAAUCCUUUCUUCUACACUCCAAGGAAUACCCAGUCAUUCGUGAGAUGGGCUUGAGACAGUUUCGCGAUCAUAUAUUCUCUGAUUCAGUACUACAAACAAAGAUUCUGCAGGGAGCUUGCGAUCUAGUGGAGGCGGAUCGCAAUGAGAACUCGACAAUGAUGGCAGAUAUAUCCUUGCUUCGGGAGGCCAUUGAACUCUUCCAUGGCCUUGAUGUGUACACCACGGCCUUUGAGCCUCUGCUUCUUACCGAGUCGAAGCGGUUCUUUACGUCGUGGGCUCAGCGAGAAGCAUCGGGAUAUCUUGCCACUUUUGUAGAGAAUGCCCAUCGCUUGAUUGAACGCGAAGUCAACCGGUGCGAGCUGUUUUCUCUAAGCAGGAGCACGAGGCAAAAACUGUCUGCUCUUCUAGACACCAAUCUGGUAGCAGAUCAGGAAUCGUUCUUACUCAACGAGAAGGAUAUUCUUGGCUUGCUUCGAGAUGGAAACAAAGAUGCCUUGGAGAAACUCUACACGCUCCUUGAGCGAAGGCAACUGGGGACGAAACUCAAGGCAUCGUUCAAAAGCUACAUCGUCGAAGAAGGUUCGCGGAUUGUCUUUGAUGAGGACAAGGAAGCGCAGAUGGUUGUUUCCCUGCUCGAGUUCAAAUCACAGUUGGAUAAAAUUUGGGCCAACUCCUUCCAUCGGAACGAAGAACUCGGGCAUACGUUACGUGAAGCGUUCGCAACCUUCAUGAACCAGAGUCGGAAAUCAGACUCCACCGGGGGUACCGACAAUGUCAAGACCGGAGAGAUGAUUGCCAAGUAUGUAGAUCGGUUGCUCAAGGGAGGGUGGAAGUUGCCUCCUGGAGGCGAUAUCAAGGACGUACCGCUGGCCGAUGAAGACGCUGAGAUUAACCGGCAACUGGAUCAAGUGCUUGAUCUGUUCCGCUUCGUCAAUGGCAAAGCGGUGUUUGAGGCAUUCUACAAGAAUGAUUUGGCUCGUCGAUUAUUAAUGGGUAGGAGUGCCAGUGACGACGCGGAGAAGAGCAUGCUGGCAAGACUCAAAACUGGUUGGUUCCCUUUUGCCGACGUAUCCUCACUUGUUUCUGGAAUUUCGAAGCUGAUUUGGUACGCAGAGUGUGGAUCUACUUUUACGCACAAUCUUGAAUCCAUGUUUAAGGAUAUGGAGGUUGCGCGGGAUGAGAUGGCCGCGUAUAGCUCGAUCCAGCGAGAGCGGAAGAAACGACUACCAGUUGAUCUGAAUGUCAGCGUACUGUCUGCCUCGGCGUGGCCGUCAUACCCUGAUGUGCAGGUGCGGAUUCCGGCAGUGAUCGCGACGGCGAUUGAUGAUUUCGAAAACUUCUACCACAACAAAUAUAAUGGGCGAAAGCUCACCUGGAAGCAUCAGCUGGCACACUGCCAGCUGCGAGCCUGGUUUGGCGGCAAGAGCAAGGAGUUGGUGGUCAGCUCGUUCCAGGCGAUCGUGCUGCUUCUUUUCAACGACGUUGAAGAGAGCAAACGUCUGACGUACUCUGAGAUCCAAGACGCGACCAAAUUAUCCGACCCCGAACUGCAACGUACACUUCAAUCACUUGCAUGUGCCAAGUAUCGAGUCCUCACCAAGACGCCGAAGGGGCGCGAUGUCAACAAGACCGAUGAAUUUGCAUACAAUGCGGAGUUCAACGAUCCGAAAAUGCGGAUCAAGAUCAAUCAGAUCCAGCUGAAGGAGACUAAGGAGGAGAACAAGAAGACACACGAGCGCGUGGCGGCCGAUCGACACCUGGAGACACAGGCCGCCAUCGUGCGGAUCAUGAAGAGCCGCAAGAGGAGCACACACGCCGAGCUGGUCGCGGAGGUGAUCAAAGCGACGCGGAGUCGGGGUGUAUUGGAGGUUGCGGACAUCAAGAGUAACAUCGAGAAGUUGAUUGAGAAGGACUACAUUGAGCGCGACGACAAUGUGUACCAAUAUGUUGCAUAA